This is a messenger RNA of Nyctereutes procyonoides (raccoon dog), 4438 nucleotides long. RefSeq names its product G protein-coupled receptor 75 (gene GPR75). The record is from RefSeq and is a predicted model, not a curated record. Gene Ontology annotation, cellular component: membrane. Gene Ontology annotation, biological process: G protein-coupled receptor signaling pathway. Gene Ontology annotation, molecular function: C-C chemokine receptor activity. NCBI's taxonomy places the organism in Eukaryota, Metazoa, Chordata, Mammalia, Carnivora, Canidae.
CAUGAGCUGGCUCCGCUUUGUGCAUUAACUGCUGUGUCUGUGUGUCGGGUGUGCCUUCUCCGCGCAGGCCUUCGUGCGUGCCCCCCGCCGGGCCGUGAGCCGGGGCCGUGAGCCGGGGCCGUGAGCCGGGGCCGUGAGCCGGGGCCGUGAGCCGGGACCCUGAGCCGGGACCCUGAGCCGGGGCCCUGAGCCGGGGCCCUGACCCCGAGCCCGGCCGAGCCGCAGCGGCCGGCGCCGCUCUCCGAAGAUGAACGACUCGGAGCCCCUGGACCAGGCUCCCAACGGCACCCUGCUGCGCGGGCCCCGCCCCCAGGGGGGCCCCCAGGACCUCGUCCACACGGCCACCCUGGUCACCUGCACGCUGCUCCUGGCGCUCGCCUUCUGCCUGGGGUCCUACGGCAACCUCGUCGUCUUCCUGUCCUCCUUCGACCCGGCCUUCCGGAAGUUCCGGACCAACUUCGACUUCAUGGUCCUGAACCUGUCCUUCUGCGACCUGUUCAUCUGCGGGGUGACGGCGCCCAUGUUCGCCUUCGCGCUCUUCCGCUCGGCGCGGGGCCUCCCGGACGCCUUCUGCUUCGCCUUCCACGCCACCAGCUCGGGCUUCGUCAUCAUGUCCCUGAAGACGGUGGCGGCGAUCGCGCUGCACCGGCUGCGCAUGGUGCUGGGCCGGCAGCCCAGCCGCCCCGCCUCGGUGCCCGGCGCCGCGCUGCUCGCCGCGCUGCUCUGGGCCAGCAGCUUCACGCUGGCCGCCCUGGGCGCCCUGCGGGCCAGCAAGGCCCAGCUGUGCCUCCCCCUGUCGGGCCUGCCGGCGGCGGAGGGCGCGGCCGCGCCGUCGCUCUACGCCGUGGACUUCAGCUCCUGCGUGGCGGUCGUGGCCGUGUCCUACAUCCUGAUCGCGCAGACGCUGCGCAGGAACGCGCGGGCCCGGCGGCGCCCCCCGGCGGCCGCGGCGGAGGCUUCGCGGCCGCCGCCCUUCGCGGGCGGCCCGGGGCGGCGGGGGGCCGAGCCCGCGCUCUACCGGCACCAGGGCUGCCCCCGGCCGCCCGCGCCCGCCGCCCGCCGCCCCGGGCCGCCCGCGCCCGCCGUCAACCUGGCCGCGGCCAAGGACUCCAAGGCCGUGCUCACCUGCGUGGUCAUCGUGCUGUCGGCCCUGCUGUGCUGCGUGCCCCUGGGCGCGGCGCUGGCGCGGGGGGCGCUGUCCCGCGGGCCGGCGGCGGCGGCGGCGGCGGGCGGCGGCGGCCGCGGCCUCCACCAGCUGGAGCUGCUGGGCUUCGCCCUGCUGUUCCUCAAGUCGGGGCUGAACCCCUUCAUCUACUCCCGCGGCAGCGCGGGCCUGAGGCGGAAGGUGCUCGGGUGCCUGCGGGGCGGCGGCCUGGGCGCCUGCGGCUGCCGGCAGAGGACCCGGCUCCGCGCCGUCGGGAAGGGGAACCUGGAAAUCAACCGGAACAAGUCGUCCCACCACGAGACCAACUCGGCCUACGUGCUGUCCCCGAAGCCGCAGAAGAAGUUCGUGGACCAGGCGUGCGGGCCCAGCCAGUCCAAGGACAGCGCGGUGAGCCCCCGGGCCUCGGCGGGGCGGCCCGGCGGCCCGAGCAGCUCGACCCCGGCCGACACGCGCCUGGAGCCCUACUACAGCAUCUACAACAGCAGCCCGCCGCGGGGGGACGGCGCCCCGCGGGCCCCGCGCUGCCCCGGCCUGGCCGCGCCCUGCGGCGCCAGGCGUCCGCGCGCGGCCGGCGACCUGCUGCGAGGCCCCGGCGCGGCGGGGCCCAUCCCGGUGCCCUCGGUGUAGCGCCCGGGCCCACGCCGCGGCGGGAGGCGCUGCUGCUGCUGCUGCUGCUGCUGCUGCUGCUGCUGCUGCGGGCACCCGCGCCCUCCGUGGCCGCUCUGCGCCCCCGUCCCCCGCCGCCCCGGUCAGCCCAACCGCAGGCCCUUCGGAUCCUCCGACGUCUGCAGGAGUCUGCAGGAUCCGUAGCUUCUGUGCAUUUGCCUUGCGGCCCCCCAGGCUCGGAAGAUCCUGGCGAAGGGGUUACACGAGUGGACGGUCACCCCGCGCCGCGCCCCCGCCUCGGUACUAAGCUUCUCACCAGAUGCCGGGGAUGCUCGCGCUGAGCUACGGGGGGCACGAACCCCUGUGCGCGUAGGCGUCGGUGUUCGGGGUCCUCGAAGGACACGGGAGCUGGAUUUUUUUUUUUUUUUUUUAACCGUGGGAAGGUAUGAUCUUCACCGAGACGGACUCUUUUUUUUUUUUUUUUUUCUUUUUAAAUGAAUCGAACUCUGAAUUUUGACCCUCUGAAGCGUGGAGAGGGUAUUGUUGUUCCAGUGCACCCUCUCUGGUAGCGGGUUUACUUGAAGACCUACCGCAGUGUCAAAGCGGAAAAUGAGAAAUGUUUUCUCUGUGGUUACCCUUGACCCAAGACACACAGGCACUAGGUACUUUGCUUUCGGCAGACAGUCCAAGUAGUAUGAUCGCUCCCGUUUCUUAUUCGAGACCUCAUUCUUUUGUGUGAAUCGACUAGCUGUAUAGUUUUUUUUGUUUUUGUUUCUUUAAAGAAGUAUGUUUCUGCUUGCUAAAAAUGAAUUAUUCUAUUUUGGAAUGAGCUUACUACCCAAGGACUGUUCCUGUAGUGGAGGAAUGUGAUUUCUGGGAGCAGAGGCACUAACGGGGGCCUCUGCGCCAGGGCCUGGUGACGUGGGUCGCAGUCAGGACUGCUGUUGCGUGUCAGAUGAUCUUCAUUAUUGCCUAAGAAGGUGUUAAGAAUGAGAUCGGAAAAAAAAAAAAAAAAAAAAAAAAAGAAUGAGAUCGAGAGGAUUUCCAUCUACGCGUCGCUUCUGUGCAAGGAUGGCUCGUUAACAACCUGACAAAGAGUUUCCAAGUCACUAUUUAAAAAUGAUUUUUUUUUGGUCUUUGUUUAAAUAUCACUAUGGUAACAAAAACAUUCUUGAGGUGAUCCGUUCUCAAAAUAAUUGUGUGAUUCCUCUCCCAUUAGUCUUGGUAAUGGGCAAUAAGGAAAACUAGAAGAAGGAGUUCUUUACCUGGAACUAAUUUUACGAUGGACUCUGUGAUUCCUAGCAUAACAACCGUAAAUUCACAUUUUUUAUGUAAAGAUAUUUUCAUUAUACUGUUAGCUUUUGAACUUGCCACAGCUUUGGAACUACAGCUGUUAGGCUCAAGAUGGGCAUCAAGAUCCAAAACCUGUCUUAGGAAUGGUCCUAUUGGAGAACUGUUGCUGCAGGCUGGAAGGAACUGUGUGGUUCUGGAUAAAGGUAUGGACGCAUAGCGCCCUCUCCAGGCUGUUCCGACGUACAAGAGUGCCCCGAGGUGCGGAGAAGGCAGCCGGAGCUCUGCACAGCCUCGCCCAACGCCCCCCUUCCAGCGCUGACCAGCCGUUUUGUUUCUAGGUUUCCGUGUGAGAUACGGCUUUUCUUUUCUUUUUAAAUUCACCUUUUAGGAAUUUUUCCUUCCCUUCCUUCUCUCCUUUUCUUCCUUUAUUUUUGCUAUUAAAUUUUAUAGCGCAAGAGAAAACACCCCCUCUGUCACAUUUGUUCUUGUUUGUAUUUGGAUGCUAUUUUUGGAAGUCACUAUAACCUAUUUCAAUUAUGCUUUUAUAUUUUUAAUACGACACUGUCUUCAUUUAUUACCACUGCCACGAGAUAGGUUAGUAUAUUACCCCUUUUUAACAAAGAACUACGAAAUCUAAUAUCCUCUCCCAAGAUCGUUUGAAGAUAAUCCUAAUUAGGGGUUAGACCUUUGUCAAAAUUUAGAGCUGGCUCUUUAUUCCAAUAAGCCAAGAGGAUACUUCAUACUUUUUAAGGUGUGUUUCUCGUUUUUGGCUAGGCAUUUCCAGUGUGAUUCAAUAAAAGAUUUUUUAAAAGUAAUUUUUACUUGUAAAAUUUAAGCUGACAGGUUUCUUGUACGACUUUUUGAGUUAGGGACGACCCGAUCCAUCUUUGGGAGGUAAAAGUUACAGUAUAAAGAAAAGGAAGCAUGCGCAUAUGAGGUACUCAGUCUCUUUGUGCUCAUCGAGAAAUUACUGAUUUAACUUGCAUGAAAUACAUGUUGGGCUAGAUUCUUAGCCCUCCUCCACAUCUAUCUCUACAUCUAUGUGGAGUUACGGAGAUAAAUGUAACUUAUCUCUUCAUAAGUUAUAUAUGUCUAUCCAUAGAGGGAGAUAUGGAUAGGUACAUAUAACUUCUCUAUAAGGGCUAAACUGAGAACUAAAAAUAAUGAGAAUUCAGUUGAAUGUGACUAAUUAUUAGCAGGGUAUAUUAAUUAGUUCUCUUGAUGCUUUACUGUGAUGCAAAGUAUGUGAUGUAUUUCAAACAUUUUAUAAUUGUUCUGAUGUUGACCUUUAGGCCAGAUUUGUAUUUCUGAUGCUUUUAAUGUUCUUUUAAAAUAAUGUUUGGAAAAUAAAAACCCUAACAUUUCUGAACAUCA